This is a messenger RNA of Phialemonium atrogriseum, 699 nucleotides long. Its product is annotated as Manganese/iron superoxide dismutase. Gene Ontology annotation, cellular component: mitochondrion. NCBI's taxonomy places the organism in Eukaryota, Fungi, Ascomycota, Sordariomycetes, Cephalothecales, Cephalothecaceae. Gene Ontology annotation, molecular function: superoxide dismutase activity; metal ion binding. Gene Ontology annotation, biological process: superoxide metabolic process. The coding region runs from base 1 to 699 and encodes 232 amino acids. The transcript is spliced from 3 exons. The record is from RefSeq and is a predicted model, not a curated record.
AUGUCUGCUACCCUUCUGCGAACAGUUCCCGCUCUGCGGGGAGCUCUCCGAGCUGGAGCUAUGAAGCCUGCAGCCGCUCUCGCAAGCACUAGCUUCAUCCGAGGGAAAGCCACGCUCCCCGACCUGCCGUACGACUAUGCCGCCCUCGAACCCUACAUCUCCGGCAAGAUCAUGGAGCUCCACCACAGCAAGCACCACCAGACCUAUGUCAAUGGCCUGAACAGCGCCCUUGAGUCGAUUGAAACGGCCGAGGGCAAGGGUGACUUCACCCAAGCCGCCUCGGUCGCUCCCCUGCUCAACUUCCACGGCGGUGGCCAUCUGAACCACUCGCUCUUCUGGGAGAACCUCGCCCCCGCGAGCAGGGACGGCGGCGGUGAGCCCGCGGGCGAGCUGAAGAAAGCUAUCGAGAGGGAUUUCGGCUCGCUGGAGACCUUCAGGAAGAAGACGAACACUGCCCUGGCCGGCAUCCAGGGCAGCGGCUGGGCGUGGCUGGUCAAGGACAAGCAGAGCGGCACCCUGGGUCUGGUCACCCGCGCGAACCAGGACCCCGUCACCGGCACACUCGAGCCGCUGCUGGGGAUCGACGCUUGGGAGCACGCCUACUAUCUCCAGUACGAGAACCGCAAGGCCGAGUACUUUGAUGCUAUCUGGAAUGUCAUCAACUGGAAGACGGUGGCCUCCAGAUUCGAGAAGUCCUAG